Molecule: messenger RNA, 467 nt
Organism: Zerene cesonia (dogface butterfly)
Lineage: Eukaryota; Metazoa; Arthropoda; Insecta; Lepidoptera; Pieridae
Gene: mRpL55
Product: 39S ribosomal protein L55, mitochondrial
Exons: 2
Coding region: 127-465 (112 amino acids)
Biological process (GO): translation
Cellular component (GO): mitochondrial large ribosomal subunit
Molecular function (GO): structural constituent of ribosome
Source: RefSeq, a predicted model, not a curated record
CCGUCAAGUGUCAUUACUCACAUGUCACACUUGUCUGAAUAGAAUUGGUGUGAUAACUGAUUUUGUUAAUUUUUAAAGAAUAAAAAAUUAAAAGUCACCACGAGCAUUAAAUCGCAAUAUAACACUAUGUUUUUGAAAUGCUUAUUGGAAAAUAAAGCACUAUUCUUACAAUAUUAUUGUAAAAGAAACUUAAAUAAUAAUGUAACCAGUAUUACAAAAAUACACAGGGAAUUAUAUACAAGAAUGUACCCUACAAAAGUAGUUCUAGCGAAUGGUGCAUCUAUUAAUAUUAGAUACCACGAACCCCGAAAAAUAAUAAAGCUACCCUUAGAUCUAUCUCUUUUAUCAGAAGCAGAGAAAAAGAUAAGACUGGAUAAAAGGAAACCUAAGAAGAAGGUUAAAAUCACUGAAACUUUAGACGAUAACUUUAAUGCUAAGAAGUACUUAAAAUAUUUAAAGAAGUGAUA